AUGGCCACUGGUCGGGGUCGUUCUGCACGGAAGCUUAAACCAUGGCUAGUGGAGCAGAUUGAAAGUGGAAAGUAUCCUGGACUAAUGUGGGAUGAUGAACAGAAAACUUGUUUCCGAAUCCCAUGGAAACAUGCAGGGAAACAGGACUUUCGACAUGAUGAAGAUGCUGCCAUCUUUAAGGCAUGGGCUCUGUACAAGAACAAAUACCAAAAUGGAGAUAAAGUGGAUGCAGCUGCAUGGAAGACAAGACUUCGUUGCGCACUUAAUAAAAGCCCAGAAUUCGGAGAGGUCCCAGAGAGGUCCCAGCUGGAUAUAUCUGAACCAUACAAAGUUUAUAGAAUUGUUCCAUCAGAGGAGCAAGAAAAAUCCUCAUCAGGAAAACCGGCACAGAAGAGGAAGAGUCAUGCAGAUUCUAAGGCCAAAUCCUGUGAUGAACUUGAUCAUGUAGAAAUGAAACCUAAACAGGUGAAACUGGAGCUAUCCCACAUCGAGACACUGGAGGCAACCAGCUGUGCCUCUGCUGAUUCUGGAAAUGGAAGUGACUCCAGCAAUGCUGAUACAUCACCUAUAAAACAACAUAUUCCUAAAUGCGAGCAAUGCGAGCCAUGCCAGCCUGAACUCCACAACACUACCCAGAGUUUCCUAGUACAAUCGUUGCCCCCCCGCCACACUUCACAAAUAAAGACAUGCAGGUCACAGUAUUAUAUAGUGGUGUAGAGGUAUCGCAAUCAUUGAUCCGGAGUGGAGAAUGUAAACUGUCAGCUAAAGCUAAUACUCAAUGCUGGAUGGAGCAUGUUCCUUUUCCUUUACCAUCUAAACCACUUGAUACAGACACACAAAGAAAGACAGGGGAUCUUCUGAAAUUUCUUGAAGCUGGAGUUAUGUUAGCCAGCAAUAAAGAUGGAAUCUUUGCCCAACGACAAAAAUUUUGUAAAGGGCGUGUUUACUGGACUGGUCCAUGUACAGACAGUCAAGGAAAAAUUAAUAAACUGGAAAGAGAUAUACUUGUUAAAUUAUUUGACACAGAGAAAUUCCUGAAAGAACUGGAAUUAUACAAGACUAUGGGUGGCAACCCACCAGAUUAUCAUGUCACCUUAUGUUUUGGAGAAGAAUUCUCAGACAGUGACCCAACUGAAGAUAAACUGAUCACAGCAAAGAUUGAGCAAGUUAUGGCCUCAGAGUUGGUUCAGCAAGUAGAAAAUCUCCGUGUAGAUCAUGUUCAAGAUCCAAAUCUGGAGGAACCCUCUUCCCUGUGUCUUAUUCAGCUUAUGCCUGUGGAUACAUCAGAAAGCAUAUAUGACUGA
Staurois parvus is the source of this 1304-nucleotide messenger RNA. The record is from the annotation of a GenBank genome assembly. NCBI's taxonomy places the organism in Eukaryota, Metazoa, Chordata, Amphibia, Anura, Ranidae.